Scheffersomyces coipomensis is the source of this 1332-nucleotide messenger RNA. RefSeq lists its product as uncharacterized. The transcript has a single exon. The record is from RefSeq and is a predicted model, not a curated record. Lineage: Eukaryota; Fungi; Ascomycota; Pichiomycetes; Serinales; Debaryomycetaceae. Bases 1 to 1332 code for a protein of 443 amino acids.
AUGUCGUCUACGGGCUCGACCAUAACAGAUCAAAUCAAAUCCAUCACGUACCACAUCUUCAUAACUCCCAUCCUCACCAUCAUAACCAUUCUCAUUCAAUGUUUCUUAUUUCAAAUCAGUCUUAUAAACCAUCUACUAGUGACUCCCAUCCUUAUUGGAUUGAAUAUCUUGGUUUAUGUCGUCUUCAUCAAGAUCCCUAUUGUGAUGCCGUUGAAAUACAUGUUGGAAUUAGAUCAACUUGAAGAAUACGGUGGAGAUGCCGAUGAAUUCUGGUGGUUGUUUAAUCAGGUGAAAUUAUUUAGUUUGGAAAUAAUUCAUUUCAUGCUUGCUAGUGUUGUUAUUGGGGUUGUGAUUGGGAUUGUGAUGGGAGGGAAUUUAUUAAUGAUUAAUUUGAUUGUGAAUGAGAAUAAUAUUCGAAAUUUAUCGAAAGUAAAUGAUGAGAAAUUAAGAGGCUCAAGUGGUGGUCAAAGGAAGUAUAAACAUAAGACGAGAGUAAGUAAACGGAAGAAUGGAAGUGGGAGUGGUAGUGGUAAGAAGAAUUAUGAUACACAGAGUACGAUGAGUGUUCAAGCUGCGUCUUUAUUUUCCAAUUUAUUAAAUCAAGUAGUAAUCCCGGAUAAAUUACCUACUCCAAAUUCACCAUCAUUAAGUCGAAUUAAUUCCAUACCAUUAAGUCCAACCAAUACAUCUCAAAUAGAUGAAAUGAGUGUUGAUGAAGGAAUGAGUUUAUAUGAGGAGAGUAGGAAGGAUGAUUUACAAACCACAUUACGUCGAAUCAGAGAACGAAGAAAUAAGACCAAUAAUCAAACUAGUAGUAGUGGUAGUACUGGUAAAGGGUUAUUGUAUGAAGAUGAUGAUGGAUAUAAUUAUACCAGUUAUACCAAGAAGAAUAAUGAGGUGGAGACGAGUACGAUUGAUGAUGAGGAGUCGAAUGGUGAUAUUCAUUCCACACCUCCAAUUUCACCAUCGGAAGAGGAGGAUGAGGAGGAUAUAAGUAAUGAAUCGAAUGAGGUUGAAGGGUCUAGUAGAUCCCAUACUAAUGAUGAGACUAGUAGUAGUAAUAAUGAGUAUGAGGAUACUAAUGAAGAAAGUGAAGAGAAGGUAUUUUCCUUAAGAGGAAGUGGUGAAAUAAGAGGAGGAGGUGGAGGAGAAGGACAUGAGAAUUAUACGAUAGAUACCACUAUGACCAAGAUUGAAGAAGAGGAGGAGGAGGAGGGGGAAGAAACAGGGUCAGAACAAAAGAAGGAUGAAGAAGAACAAGUUAAUGAUGAUGAUAUACCGAUACGAAAGGAUUUAUUAGAGAGAGAUCCUCUGAUAAAUAGAAAGAAGUAA